AGAAAUGCAGCGGAGACGAUGAGAGAGAACACACUUCAGAUAUGUAGGAUGACAACCACCAAGUAGCACUUGUCCUAGUCGUCUCGGACCUCUGACUGGCUUUCAGUUAUUAAACCAAAAGGCCGCGCUUGCAAAAUUGCAUCUUAUCACUUUUGCCGUAUAAAGACAGUGUUUAGAAUGGGGAUAAUUCGUUAUCUGUUGAGGAUGCAAUGAGAAAGAUGAAAAAGUCUUUGAGCUGGAAUAUUUCCUCUGAACGGAUACCUUGAUGUUGUUUUGCACGUGGUUGGUAACGACAUCUGCUUCGUUCUCCAAAGGACAAAAACACUAUGGGAGGGCGUAUUUUAUAACGAAUUAGUUACCGGGGCUUGUAAUUUGUAAUUAAAUUAAAGAGAGCUUUUUUCAGUGCACCUGCCUUUUAAUUACGCGACAGACUGGUGGAUAGACUUGCUGAUGCCAACAACGCCAGAUUGCCUAUAUGGCAGGAUCAUGAAGUUUUUGACGUUUUUCCUUUUACUUCCAGAAACCUUAAAAAGGACUAAAAAGAGUGGGAAACAGCUCGGCAAGCUGCCAGUAUGCUAUGAAAUCGUGACUUUGUCCUUGAGGAAGAAGAUGGCUGCAGAACUCUAUCCUGCCAGCAUAAAUACCAACCUCCCAAACAGUAACGAUACAGCGGUAACAGCGGCAAGCAAAAAAAACAUCGUCCAGGUCACUCAAACGGUGACCACACCAACUACAACUGCCACUCAGCAGAACAUCAACAACAAUAACGUUGAGACUGCCAGUUGGCAGUCCACUCAUCCGACGUUGCGAGAGAGGAAUGCUUUGAUGUUCAAUAACGAACUCAUGGCAGAUGUUCAUUUUGUUGUGGGUCCUCCUGGUGAGUUCCAAAAAGUUCCAGCACAUAAGUAUGUGUUGGCAGUGGGGAGUUCUGUUUUUGGUGCCAUGUUUUACGGGGGUCUUGCAGAGGGAGAAUCGGAGAUUCAUAUUCCUGACGUGGAGCCUGCUGCUUUUUUAAUCCUUUUGAAGUACAUGUACAGUGAUGAGAUUGAACUUGAAGCGGACACAGUGCUGGCCACUCUGUACGCUGCCAAAAAGUAUAUAGUGCCUGCACUGGCUAAGGCCUGUGUCACCUUUUUGGAGACCAGCCUGGAGGCCAAAAAUGCCUGUGUUCUGUUAUCUCAGAGUCGGCUGUUCGAAGAGCCUGAGCUAACCCAGCGGUGCUGGGAGGUCAUUGAUGCUCAGGCAGAGCUGGCCCUUUGCUCCGAAGGUUUCUGUGAGAUUGAUCUUCAGACCUUGGAAAUCAUACUUAAGCGAGAGACUCUCAACACCCGGGAGGCAGUAGUCUUCCAGGCUGCUCUUGAUUGGGCAGUUGCUGAAUGCAAAAGGCAAGGACUGGGACCAACUUCUUGUAAUAAAAGGGCAGUGCUGGGCAAGACUCUCUACUUGGUUCGCAUCCCUACCAUGACCCUGGAGGAGUUUGCAAAUGGAGCUGCACAGUCAGACGUUUUAACACUGGAAGAAACUCAUGAUGUCUUCCUGUGGUACACUGCAGCUAAUAAGCCCAAGCUCGAGUUCCCACUGCAAAAAAGAAAGGGUCUGACACCACAGCGCUGCCACCGUUUCCAGUCUUCUGCUUACCGUAGUAACCAGUGGCGCUACCGUGGACGUUGCGAUAGCAUCCAGUUUGCUGUGGACAAGCGGAUUUUCAUUGCUGGGCUUGGCUUGUAUGGGUCCAGUGGUGGAAAGGCAGAGUACAGCGUCAAGAUUGAACUCAAGCGCCAAGGAGUCACUCUGGCCCAGAACUUGACUAAAUUUGUUUCAGAUGGAUCCAGCAACACCUUCUCUGUAUGGUUUGAACACCCGGUUCAGGUGGAGCAGGAUGCCUUCUACACAGUCAGUGCCGUGUUGGAUGGGAAUGAACUCAGUUACUUUGGACAGGAGGGUAUGACAGAAGUGCAAUGUGGAAAGGUGACCUUUCAGUUUCAGUGUUCCUCAGACAGUACCAAUGGAACUGGAGUGCAGGGGGGUCAAAUUCCAGAGCUGGUUUUCUAUGCCUGAAGUCAUUAGGACAUCCACAUUGCAGUGCAUUCCGCUCACUGGAUUUAGAUGGUAUGAACACAGGAGAAUACAGGGUCUCAUAAGGCUCUUGCCUUGUUCAUAAUGUAGCAGUUGAGAAUCAAUGGUAAAUGCUCUUCAGUACCACAACAGACUCUGUUAUGGCAGAUUUUGAUUGAAGGAAUGUUCUUCAGCUUUAUUUAUUGAAAAAAAAAUCUAUAUAUUUGAUUUUAAUUAUCGAUGCUGCGGCAAGCAGAUCUAUAUAUAUAUAUAAACGAAGAUAGUUGUACUGCUCUUAUAGUGGACUGAAGCCACUAGUGUGUCAUGUUUUGUACAUAACUUGAGGUAAAUUUGUUUGCAGCUUUAUGCUGUCUGACAAAUAAAAUGUCUUGUAUUAGUGAUCAGCUUCCUGAAUUUCAGAUUAUAAACAUUUUUUGUGACUCAAGCCAAAAGUUGUUUUCCCUUGUCUUUGAUAGACACUCGGCCAUGAAAUCUUUGAAUGUGAAAGUCCUGACAUCCAUCAUCAAUAGCUAGGAAGGUUGAACACAAUCUAUACUUUAAAUUCCCUCAAAGUGUAUACAAGUAUAAGUAUAUCAGAUUGAGGUAACAUGAUUCAACUAUUACAGAGCUUAGCAUAAAAGUCUUUCCAGGCUAUGAUGUGCAUUAUAUUCAAACAGAAAUUCAAAAAAAUUAACCCAUAUUCACACAUUGCAACUGCAGUGGGCUUGUGUAAAUGAAACCGUGAUUGUUAAGUGUGGAUAAAAUAUUCAUCUUGAAAGGCCACAUAAAGGACCUAUUAUACCCAGCAGGCAGCAUGAGGAACUGAAUAGGGAGUCUGUUUGAAUUGAGCUCAUAGAAUCUGCUGCUCCACCGUUUGCAUUCUAAUUGAGGGUUUCGUAAACAUGGAGCAGAUGCAGCUUGGUAAAAUAGCAGAUUUUUGGCCAAAACAAAAACGGAUGAAUAUGGAAUUAUGACACAUGCAGAACUGCUAAUCAGACUGCAUUGGGAUUAUGCCCCGUACAUUAACACUGAGAUUAGUUCUGUUGUGUCUCUCUUGGAUAGAAACUCUCCUUUCUCUAAUAUCUGAUGAAUCAGUUUAAAAAUUACAAACUUGAUUUGUUGCCUUUGUGUUUAUAGAAGGCAGAAAAAGGUUUGCAAUGACUAUGAUGGACCAUCAUGGAUUUUUUAACAUGAUGCAGUGCCCCCUGGUUAUUUCCAUCUGAACCGCAACUCACAAGAAUGUAAUUUCCAGAUGGGUAAUGCAUUUUCAGUCUGUGCCUAAAAUUGUUCGAAUUAUACAAAAGUAUGAGGUGGAGAAAUAUAACUCAAAACUCAAUAUGCAGAGCCCUGCCUGGAUGAGGACAAAAUUAAUAAAGACUUACUAGCUGUUACAUUGAUACAAUGACAGUAAAUAUUUUCCAGUUUUAUUGAUGAAAUUAAGAAUCCAUAGGCCAAAUCAGAUGGACAUAUUAAGUAUACUUGUACUGAUCCAACGGUGGUGUAUUAUUGAUAACCAAUUUAACAAGGUUUUUGGAGAAAUACUGGUUGCUUUAUUAAUGAGGUUCAUCCAAAAGGGUCACAGAGGUCAUUACAGAAAGACUUACCAACAGCUGGAGCAUUGAUACAGAGCUCUGUAGCCAGCAGGAGGAAGGUCUUUCCCAGAAUGUACACAUUAACUUACAGUAAAGUAGAAGAAAGUGAGAACAAAUAUUUCAGUCCUUGUAAUGGAUUCAGCUUUAACAAUCACUGCUUCUUAAAAAAUGGGACAAAACAUGUACCACAGUUUUACCUGCCUUCAACUUUGAAAAUAGCAACACUCCUAUAAAAAAUAAAUCCAAGAUUUUGCCUAGAAUGUUCUUACAAAUAUACCAUUUCAUUUUAUGUUCUCUUUAUUUGAUGAAAAUUAUGACAUUAAAUUAUUAGAUUAUGGCAUGGUCACUGUCUAUCUGUCUAUCUAUCUAUCUAUCUAUCUAUCUAUCUAUCUAUCUAUCCACAGGCUCUGGUGAUUUUUGUUUUUUUUUAAGGUUAUAAUUUUAGGUAACUGUGCUUAUGUUUUCAGUCAAAGCAUUAUAUAUAAACUCCAUCAUAUAGCUUUUGUAUAAAUUUUCUAUUUUUUAGAAAAUUUAUCUAAUUUUUAAGUAGGUACUGUAAGUAGCUUAAAACACCAGAAAAAAAUGGUAUUGCAUUUCUUACAUGUGUAAUAUUUUCUCAACACAGUAUGUCAUCAUCCCAAUCAGAUUUUCUAUAUGACAGUGGAGACGAUACAAUUGAUGGAGCUGAAAAUCAGUUUUCUGUGUUCUUAAUUCAUUCUUAAUAAA
Molecule: messenger RNA, 4373 nt
Organism: Myxocyprinus asiaticus (Chinese sucker)
Lineage: Eukaryota; Metazoa; Chordata; Actinopteri; Cypriniformes; Catostomidae
Product: BTB/POZ domain-containing protein 6-B-like
Exons: 4
Coding region: 451-2058 (535 amino acids)
Biological process (GO): neurogenesis
Cellular component (GO): cytosol
Molecular function (GO): protein binding
Source: RefSeq, a predicted model, not a curated record